GGGCCAUGCAAACGUCACAACUCAGUUCAGUCAGUUGUGUUGUUUGUAGGCCUAAGUGCAAGACGUGUCUUUGGUUGGGCGCGCUCGGCGGCAGGGUGGACGAGUUUUUAGUAUCGCGUAGUUUAUAUACAGACCGGAGAAACGAACUGGGUACGAAACUUUGUCAAUUGAACUCUACGAAACCUAAUGGAAACAGACGCUUUCAUUCACAACUAAACAAGGAAUGAUGGUCAAUGAUGUCAAAAUCAGAAAGUGGAGAGUUUGCACCAAAAGCGGAAGUAGAAGACUUCACCCUUCCACCAUGUCCCGGAGAAGAGGCCAAUGUGGGGGUAUCAGUUCCCAGCGUUUCUGGAGUGUCUGCAGAAGUGGGCUCUGCUCCAAGAAGCAGUGGCUCAGCACCUCUCUCAGCAGGCAGCGUUGGGAGAGCUGGAAGGGGACACAUGCGAAGUGCCAGCCAUGGAGGUGUUGCUGCCUCUGGGAUGACGAGUUCUGGAUCCACAGGACUCGUUAGCAGACCAUCUGCACUCAAGUCAAGUCGGGGGCACCAGCGAGCAUUUUCUCAGGGGCAAAUAGAAGGCACCAGUGAGUCUGCUGGAUUCCAGCGGGGUCACAGCCGUGUUGGAUCAAGAACAGACUUUAUUCUUCCUCCUGGACACAGAGACACUGAAGCCAAUGAUGCUGGAAGUCGUGCUGCUGGCACCAGUGCUCCUAAAACUGGCCGUGGUCAUUCCAGGCAAGCCUCUAGAUCAGAGUCAAUAUACACCCUCCGCAAUAAUGUGGGUGUUCCCUUACAGAGAAGAAUGCUCAAUUUUAUUUUACGGCGCUCUGAUAAAGGUGACUUUGACCGCCCUUCAUAUAGAACUAUUGUACCAAACCAUUUGGUUCCCCCAAAGACCCCAGCCAAACUUCAUCCGAAUGGAAAGACAGUGAACAACAGAAUAAGGACUACUAAAUAUACUGUGUUGUCUUUUCUUCCAAAGAAUUUGUUGGAGCAGUUCCACCGUGUAGCAAACUUGUACUUUAUAUUCAUCAUUUUACUUAACUGGUUUCCUGACAUUAAUGCUUUUGGGAAAGAAAUUGCUAUGAUUCCUGUGAUGUUUGUGCUUGGAGUGACUGCCAUCAAAGACUUAUUUGAAGAUAGAAGAAGGAAAGCUAGUGACAAGAGGAUUAACAACUCAACAUGCCGUGUAUAUGUGAGCGAUGCGGGCCGGUACAAGCGGCUGCUGUGGCGGGACGUGCGCGUCGGCGACCUGGUGCACCUGUCCAACAACGAGGUGAUCCCCGCCGACAUCCUGCUGCUGCGCUCCUCGGACCCCAACGGGCUCUGCUACAUCGACACCUGCAACCUGGACGGCGAGACUAACCUCAAGCCGCGUCAGGUGGUCCGUGGGUUUACCGACAAGCACCGCACGUUCGAGCCACGCCUGUUCCGUAGUAAGGUGGAGGUAGACCCACCCACCACCAAGAUGUACCGCUUCCACGGCACCGUCGUGCACCCAACCGGCGCCACCGUCCCCGUCGGCACUGAGAACCUCCUCCUCCGCGAGUGCCUGCUCAAGAACACCGACUUUGUGGAGGGCAUCGUCGUUUACGCAGGUCACGAGUCCAAAGCGAUGUUAAACAAUGGUGGCCCAAGAUACAAACGAUCAAAACUUGAGCGGCAAAUGAACACAGACAUUAUCUGGUGUGUUGUUAUUCUGCUUGUUCUUUGUGUGGUGGGCGCAGUGGGGUGCAGGUUCUGGCUACAAUACUAUGAAGAAGCCUCUCAGCUCGGCGAGAGCAUACCAUUCAUUCCAAAUUUAAGUGUAAGAUCUCCUGCAACUGAGGGAUUUCUCGCAUUUUGGACUUUUAUCAUCAUCCUUCAGAUAAUGAUUCCUUUAUCAUUGUAUGUUAGCAUAGAAAUGACAAAACUUGCUCAAGUGUAUCAUAUUCACCACAACAAGGACUUGUAUGAUCCCCUGACUGACAAACGUAUUGAAUGUAGAGCUCUCAAUAUCACUGAAGAGCUUGGACAGGUACAAUACAUUUUUUCUGACAAAACAGGAACUCUGACAGAAAAUAAAAUGUUAUUUAGAAGAUGUGCAAUUGGAGGAGUAGAUUACAAUCAUCCUCCACCUGAAAAUAUAGAAACCCUAAGACUAAGGCCUGGUGUGCCAAUACCAGUGACUGUUAAUCCUGUUCUCCAAGAAGAAUUAGCUCAAUUAAAUAUGCCAUUCAAGUCGAAAGAUAUAAGUGGACUUGGACAAACUUCAGGUUUUGAACUUACCUCUCCACUAAAAGCAAGUGAUAGCGCCAAAGAUGCUGGUGGAGCAGCUAGUGCAGCUAUUGUUGGGCGUUCAGCUCACUCACAAAAGCUGCAGGAAUUUCUCCUUGUUUUAGCCAUAUGUAACACUGUUGUUGUUGCAAGACAUCCACAUCAUGAUAUGAUGAAUGAUAGUGGGGUCAUAGAAUCGAACCCUGUGCCAAAUUUAUUUGAUCCAAAUAAUUCAAUAUCAGUAGAGCCUAUUAAAGAGGAAACAACUCCAACAACAUCUAAGCAUCCUCAAAGCGCUGGAGCUAGAGCAGGAAACUCAAGUAGUAAUGUUAAUGUUCCUUCUAAUGGUGCAAAGUUUCUUUUCCAUUCUCAAGAAAACAUUUCUCCAUCUGAUUCUUCUAACCCUAAUGUUACGCCCUCAACAAUAUGUGGGGAUAAGUAUACAAGACUAACAGAAUCUCGGUCUGUGACACCAUCUCCUCCCCCUUCAUCUGCUCUCCCAACAUCAAGUACACCUCAACCAAUUCCAUCAAAAAGUGCACUUAAUCAAAUGAGAGCUGCCUCUGUACCAACACCUGUAGACUCCUCUACAGUUAUUGGAUUUUCAAGUUUAGAAAACACGUCUUUAUCAGUACCUACCUCAUCUCAAGUACAACCUAGCCCACCACUUUCGAGAAAGAAGAGGUCUGCUCUAAGACCUCGAUUGUUGAAUGUACCACCAUUUAUUUCCUUAGGCAAUCGACGGGGCAGUAGUGCUCCAGCCCUCAGUCAAGGCCGUGGAACUCCUACUAUUGGAGAUAUGAAGCCAAUUUAUGAGGCUGAAAGUCCUGAUGAAAUUGCUCUUGUAGAAGCGGCAUACAGCUACAACUGUCGACUGGUGCGGAAAACUUCUCAUUAUGCGACAUUGUUUGUGCCAGGUGAAGGUCUGAUGGAAUUUGAACUUCUUCAACUUCUCCCAUUUGAUUCUGUGCGAAAAUGCAUGUCCAUUGUGAUUAGACAUCCUGUAACCCGGGAGAUAACAUUGUAUUCCAAAGGAGCUGAUUCCACCAUUCUAACCCUUUUGGCUCCUACUGAUGAUCCUGCUAUGAAGCACAUUAUAAUACGAACACAGCAACACCUGAACUCAUAUGCUAAGCAAGGCUUGCGUGUAUUGGUAAUGGCCAAGAGAAAUAUUUCUGAACAAUUUUACACCAGCUGGGCUCGCACAAAGUCGGAAGUAGAGAUGAUCAGUGACCACCGUGAGCGCGAACGGCGGACGCGUGAACUAUAUAACAGUAUGGAAAACUCCCUUGUUCUCUUAGGAGCAACUGGUAUUGAAGACAGACUUCAGGAGGGGGUUCCUGAAACAAUUGCGGCUCUCCUUAGUGCUGGAAUAGUUCUUUGGGUACUGACUGGUGACAAACCAGAAACGGCCAUCAAUGUAGCAUACUCUGCUAAACUGUUUUCUCCACAAAUGGAACUUCUCAAGAUAUCAGCUAGGUCCAAGGAAGCUGCAGAACGAACUAUUGCUUUUUAUCUUGCAGAGAUUGAAAGAGAUUCUCCAUCUGUGACCCCUUCUGUGAUGACUGGUGCUCCUACAGUUACUCGAAUGCGCGUGGGAGGUGCUGGUAUUAGACCCAAGCCUAAUGAACGAGUGGAUGGAGUUCCUCAACCUCAUACCAAUGCUCUGUCAAUGCCAACUAUGUCACAUUCAGCUGGAGUUCGGUUGAGCAGAAAGCGAGCUUUGGUUGUAGAUGGAAAGUCUUUAACGUACAUCUUGGAUAGGCGAUCAAAGCUACAAAAACCAUUCUUAGAACUAACAAGGCAUUGUUCGUCAGUUCUUUGCUGCCGUGCCACGCCUUUACAGAAGGCCUACAUUGUGAGGGUUGUGAAAGAACAACUUAAAAUGAGGACUUUAGCUGUUGGGGAUGGAGCCAAUGAUGUGUCAAUGAUUCAGACAGCAGAUAUUGGGAUUGGUAUCUCAGGUCAAGAAGGAACACAGGCUGUCAUGGCAUCUGACUUUGCUCUGUCUCGAUUCAAAUACUUAGAAAGGUUCUUACUUGUUCACGGGCAUUGGUGCUACCAUAGACUGGCUUCUAUGAUUCUCUACUUUUUCUACAAAAAUGCUACAUUUGUGUUUCUUAUAUUUUGGUAUCAACUUUACUGUGGAUACUCCGGCCAAAUUAUGCUUGAUGACAUGUUUUUAAUGUUGUUCAACUUAUUGUUUUCUUCACUUUCUCCUUUUGCGAUUGGUAUUUAUGAUCAGGAUGCACCAGAGGAAAUCCUAUUGGCUCAGCCCCACCUGUACAGACAAGGAAGAUUGGGGAGGGUUUACAAGCCCCAUUCAUUCUGGGUUACUAUGGCUGAUUGUCUGUAUCAGAGCUUAGUGGUUUUCUUUGUAGCAAGAGGGGCUUUUAAUGAUUCUGAUGUUGGACUUUGGCAGUUUGGCACAACUGUCACCACUUGUUGCAUGUUUAUCAUGCUGCUUCAAGCUGCCAUUGAAAUUCGUUCUUGGACUAUUAUUCAUCUUGCUGCGAUAAUACUAUCGUUGGUGAUUUACUUCGCUUUUAUGAUCAUCUAUAACUCCAUCAGACUCCCCUAUUUAGGCUAUUCUACAAGCUAUGGUGCAGUACUUCAUGCCUUUGCCUCUCCAGAGCAUUGGGGUGUUGUUGUGUUGUCUGUAGUGACAGCUCUACUGCCAAGAUUUGUGAUGCGUUGCUUGGAAACUCGACUGUUCCCCAAUGAUGUGACAAAGGCUCUAAUAGACUGGCGUCGGGCUCGUCGCCGAGGUGAGGAUAUGCUGGUUUCUUGGUCCAGGUCAACUUCAGCAUCGUCGGUGUUCAGAUCGACGGUAGAGCCAGUGAAGAAAUGUACGUAUGUAAAUCCCUUAACUACUGUUGGAUGACAUUUGGCCUCCAGUAAUGCUGAACACAACAUUGUUCCAUUACGAACUUUUACUCUCAAUAAUACGCUUACUCCAAUAGCGUGAAUGCCAAAAUAGAGUGCCUUCACCAGGUGCUAAGUGUUCUUGCAGAUACUUGAGCGCUCUUAUUUAUACUACUCUUUUACUGUACUAAAGGUUUACAAAGUAGGUUUGUGCUUUACACCUCUUUCAUGUAAAAGAAAAGUGUGACUGUAAAGAUAAUUGGUUUUAUUUUUGUUCAUUUAUUUUCUAAGAAAAGAUAAUUACUAUCAACUUAUUGACUGCUUUUAGGAUGAGACCACUUGCUAUUGGUGGUCCAUUCUCCACUUCAAUCUUGCCAUAAUCAUAAGCAUUGGGUAUGUAGAUUAGUGCUCUUGACUAAAUGAGUGUUCUAUUGCAAGGAUCUCAGGUUUGUGCAAUGAAAGAGCAUCUGCUGGUUUAUUUCAGUGAUUUUCGGCAUGGCUUCCUGCAUGCCUGUGUGAUAGUGUUCAGGACUAUUCCUCCUAUAUUUUGUAUGAUAACUUUUAAAUGAUUGACCAUGUGAUUAUGCAGUUCUACUUCUACCUCUUGUGUAAUUACUGAUUUAUUUUGGGCAUAAAGUAUAAGUUGAGGACACAAACUAAUGGCUGUGUAAUAGUGUAAUAAAUAUGCUUGCUGCUGCUUUCACCGUAGGCCAUCAGUUGGGAGGUGAAAGCAUAUCCGGCCAGCAUAUUUUCUGCACUUAUGAUUAGUGUAAUAAUUUAAACUCUAAUUAGUAUCUAAUUGUUCUGCUUAUUGCAUUGAAAAGUUGAUUAUUUGCUGGCCAUCAAUGCCUGACCAAAUAUUUUUAUGUAUCAGAGUCUUCUUGUAAAUGAUUUUGUUCCUGUAACAUUCCUUUUACUGACAAAAGAAAAGUUAUGCACAACUGAAAUAGAAAGUAAACAAACUCCUUUUUAUUUGUUUCAUGUUAUCUUUUUAGUCCUGUUCCUCAAACAGUCUACCUUUGAACAAAUGUAAAAGAUGAUGACUUAGUAGUGAGGCUCUUGUGAAGUUUAUGUGAUAGUUGGAUGGUUUCAUUAAUUAGAGCGCUUCAGAUAUUGUAGGUUGUAUGUUAUGUAGAAUGUCUAGAGGGUUAAUAAUCAUAUAAUAUACAAGGCUCUUAGACAUUUCAUUUAAUUGGUCUGUAUGAAAACAAUAUGUCACAUAUCAAGCUUGGUAUUGCCCUGUAUUAUCACUUUUUUAGUUCAGUUGGGAUACCCUUGUAAAGUUUAACUGCUUUCCUAAAACACUACAUGUAGGUAGAUUAUUUUACAAUUUUGUUAUUUUUGGUGCAAUGACUUCUUUAUCAAUUUAUAAGCAUAAUUUCAUUUUCAUGCCAUAUAUAGAUGUAUUUUUCUAGUUCAAAUGGCAAGUAUUGCCUCUUGCAAUAUGUGUGUUCUAUUGUGGUAAUUCUUCCAGUUGAUCUGUUAUCUUUGGAGUAUGUCCUGCAUAUUUAUUAUUGAACUUCUGUUGAUGUAGUUCUUAACCUUUUAAUGUGCUUUAUCAAGGCAGUACUCUCAACUUACUGUUGCCAGACACCUACCAAAGAGAAAGGUUUAAAAUAAUGUACGGUUCUGAAAUUGUGUGACCUAGUGUCGUUAAUGUAGGAAAUCAGAAGUGUGUAUUCUUAAAAUUAUUUUUUAUCAAAUCAAAAACAUGUUCAGUAUGCUAAUUCUUAUUAUAAAAGACAAUGUGCUUCAGGACACCUUACAGAAGUGCCAUUCAAUCUUAGUGUGUAAAAUAUGGAAUCAAUUUUAUCUGUAUGUGUUGUACAAUAUGUGAUUUAACACUGAUUAACUUUUUGCAGGAUAUCUGAGAAAGUUUUGUGUAGGUGAUCUUUGGUAAAAAAAAAAUCCUCAAAAUUGGUCUCCUGUUCAUCCUGUAGCUAUUCCCCAAAACAGGGACCACUUUUUAUCUGUUGUUUUAAGGCUGAGAAUUGUGUUGUGGAAUAUAGAUUCUAACUAUGUUGUUUUAGUAAAAUAUUUAUUGGAGAGAUAGGAAAAAGGGCUUAUACUGAAUGAAGACAUGACCAAGUUAUAUAUACCUGGUCGUAAUUACUUUAAUUUUGAGUCUUGAUCUAAUUACAUGAAAACUUUGAAUAAUUUAUGUCCAUAAUUGUGAAAGAAUUCCACUCUGAGCUGUCAAUUAGUAUCACCAUGUGCUGGCACAGUGUAUGUUUGUUUGUCAAUCAGUUUAGUGCCCUUUAAGUUGUAUUGUAUUUCUUAACAACAAAGUCAGUAUACUGUCUGAACAUUCUCCUGCCUCAAAUUCUUUUUGUUUGCUUUCUAAAACUAUAAAUUGUUAUAUUUCUAGAAUACAUUUUUGUAUUUCAUCUGUUUUAUCUGGUCCUGUGCCCUUCAUUUACGCUUGUAUUGAAAACUUGAGGUAUCGUUUGAUUGCCUUUCUCAUUCAUAAGAGAUCAUUUGGAUUAUCUUUUGUUUUUCAUGAUCUAGUAUAAUGUGGUAUGAUGAUUAAUUGGUGCAUACUUUAUCAACAAAUUAUGCUAAUAAUUGGUAUUGUGGGACCAUUGGGACCAAUUAUCAAUUUUUAUGUCAUGACUGUCAAUGUCACUGUACUCACUGUCAAGUUCUGUAUAUACAGUCUAAUGAAAAGGAUAUAUUUAUACUACCUCUUCAGACAUUACUCUUCAAAUUUUGCAUUAUGAUAUCUUCAAAGAAUCAAUGUGACAAUCUGUUAGUUCAAGUUGGACAUCUCUUGUUUUGUCCCGUAUAAAUCCUGGCAUUUGAAGCAGUACUAUCAAUUGGUAUUUGCGAAGGUAUUCAAUAAAAUGACUCUGAAGGUGA
Messenger RNA from Frankliniella occidentalis (western flower thrips), 7978 nucleotides. Its product is annotated as phospholipid-transporting ATPase VD. Gene Ontology annotation, molecular function: ATP hydrolysis activity; ATP binding; magnesium ion binding. Gene Ontology annotation, biological process: phospholipid translocation. The coding region runs from base 234 to 5138 and encodes 1634 amino acids. Gene Ontology annotation, cellular component: plasma membrane. Lineage: Eukaryota; Metazoa; Arthropoda; Insecta; Thysanoptera; Thripidae. The transcript is spliced from 20 exons. The record is from RefSeq and is a predicted model, not a curated record.